CUCUACCAUGGUAACAGCGUCACUCGCCGGCUGACUGAAGUGCUGGUGAAUCCCCGGGCCCGGUGGAGAGGAUCCGCCUCAUGAAGGAUGUUGGUCCAAUUGUGUUGGUACUUUUACUGCACAUGUCUGUGGCGUUUUCUCAAGUUUGCCUUGAGAAAAAUAACUGGAAAAUGUGAGUUGCAGAGAAUCUGCUACAGCAGAAAGCCUGGAGCUCAAAGGACACUGAAAAUAGAAUCAUCAUUAAAAUCCUCCAGGAAUGAAGUACUCCAGUCUGCUGUUCUUGCCCAUAUGGAUGAUAUAGAAAAGACUGUUGAUAACAUAAUGCAGCUGAAAAAGAUUAAUCCUGACACCAAUCCACAGUUUGGGAUUUCUCUGCAGGCCUGUCUCCUACAGAUUGUAGGAUAUACAAGAUUGAUUGCAGAAGUGGAAAAACUCCGCAAAGAUCAAUAUGAUUCAGAAAAUCCACAUCAUGAAGAAAUGCUGUUGAAGCUGUGGACCUUCCUUCGUCCUGAUGUAACAUUGGAUGGUCGAAUUAGUAAGCAGUGGUGUGAAAUAGGUUUCCAAGGUGAUGACCCAAAGACGGACUUCAGAGGAAUGGGGAUGUUGGGGUUACAUAAUUUGGUAUAUUUUGCUGAACAUGACAAUGCAACUGCUCGCCGAGUUCUCUUUGAUUCUCACCAGCCAAAAUACAGGGAACUAACUAAAGAAGAUGUAAGCAAAUUGAAUAAAAAAGAGUUGGAAAAGAAAAAGUUUGAUCAGGCAAUUGGGUUUUCAUUUGCUAUAGUGGGGAUUAAUAUCACUGACCUUGCGUAUUCUCUGCUUAUAAGUGGAUCAUUGAAGACCCAUUUAUAUAAUGUUGCUCCUGAAGCACCAUCACUCUUUGACUUCUACAAAGUUUUCUGCUACCUGAUGCAUGAGUUUCACAAGUUCUGGAUUGAAGAGGAUCCUCUUGAUAUAAUGGAAUUUAAUCGUGUUCGAGAGAAGUUCCACAAGCGGAUUAUAAAGCAGCUUCAGAACCCAGAUAUGACCCUAUGCCCCCAUUUUGCAGCCUCGGAGAGUCUAAUGAAUCUGUAGAUCGUCUUCCCGUUAGUCAUAUUACUGCCUCACUUCUGUACUUGUCUGUGAGCUGAUUUUAAGAAACUGAAUUUAAAUCACAGCAUUGAUCACGACCAGCAUAUCUGAUGACCAUGGUGACUAUGCAUGCUUUGUUUUAAGUAUAACAGUUCUCUAUCUGGAACAGUAAAAGUACUGCAUAUGCUAUACAUUCACAUGAACAAUGGAGAUAUUCUCCAUAAACACUUGCUCAUAUUGUGGCAGCAUGGAGUGUUACAUUUUAAUCAUUUGAAGAAACUUUCAAUGUUUUCAUACAUUAACUCUCAUAUGUUGCUCUUCUCUCAUUGUGUUUUGAAAUGUUGUGAUCUGUAGUUCUGUAAAGCCCUUUAGUUUGAAAACUUAUCAUGAUUUGCACAAAAUUACAAACAAUAUUUAUUGUGGAAGAAUGUAUUUUGAUCAAAGAAAUUGCAGAUUUGCAUAAGUACACACCGUAAUAUCAUUUUAUGGGAUUUAACUAUAUAUUUGGUAACUUUAACUUCCCAGCAAAUAUAUUUGGGUAAGUUUAUUUAUAUUGUACUUCAGUUUAAGUACAAAUUAGAGCAAAUAUCUUUUUUAACAGAUUUGUUUUGAAAGUUUGGUGGCAAAUAGCUUGGACUAUCUGCUCAAUAUCCUGAGGGUUAUUUGUUCUCAACAUAAAAUGUAAUAUGCAGCUUGGUACUGUGUGAUGUUAUUAAUCCUACUUACUGAUUCAUAGAAUAGCUAUUGAAGCAUGUGAAUAUGCAGUAGAUUGCACACAUUUGGCUUUAAGUGCAUUCUUGGACUAUUACACAGGUAUUUUUGUGAGUUAUCACACCAGUGCCAUAUCUAAUUUAGAAACAUUAUGUCUGGUUGAAGAGGGAUAAACUUUUUUUUAGCUUUGUUAAUCCCUGCUAUGACAUGUACAUGAAAACAAAAAUGUUACUGUUUACGAAACAAUAGUUGGUGAAUCUAUAGUUAAAAUAUUGUAGUUUAUUAAGUCUCUUAAAGGGGCAUCACCUACAUGAAAAUGUAUUUCUUAACCAAAACAAAUAUAAAAAUACAUUGUAUUUAAUUGCAACAACAUGCCACUGGUGCAUAUCAUAUUAAAAAUGAUGCAUGUUUUUUUUCUUCUUAACCACCAAACAAAUCUUUGAUUAAUUAAAUUGAUGAUCCUCAAAUUGCUUAUAGCUUAGUUUUUAAACUCUAGGCUUAUUCUCUAAUAUCUCAUCUUCUCUCCCCCACCACCCCAAAAUUUGAAGUUUAAGAGCAUACUUGAGCAUACUAGAUUUUAAUGUUUUUAAUUCGAAUAUGAUAAUGUUAUUGUAAUCAUAGGAUCCUCCAGAUUUUGUUUAAAAAAAGAUUCCAAAUGUUUGGAGUUGUAACUUUUAACAUUGCCUUACUAAUGGUAAGGAUCCGUGUAUUUAUUGUGUUGGUUUGUUCAGAAUAUUCUGAAAUUAGUAAGAAGAGUAUUAAUCAUGUACAUAUUUAUUAAUUAUCAAAUUUAUUUGCCUGCAAUCAAUGAAAGUUUUGCAAGUUACCCACGUCUACCUACCUAAAUUUUUUUCUCCUCUGCCAUGAGUAAAAUAUCUAAAAGGAAAAUUCCUAAAUUUAUCCUUUGUAGUAAAUGUUGAAUUUACUUCAUAAUGCUUGCUUUUUACUCCUAGAUGUUUAGUUUAUAGGAAUGUGUGGAAAAUGUGAAUUUAUUAAUUUUGGCAGGAAUAAUAAAGAAGCAUAUUAUCCAAAUGGUGAGAGAUUGCAGAGCUUUAAAUUCAACGGGACCAGAGUGUCAUAAGCCAUAAUUCUCAAAAGGCUGAUAUGCAGCUACAGCAAGUAAAUAGGAAUGAUUUUAGAACUGUUCAUUGCAAGGGAAUUGAAAUAUAAAGGUAGUUUCAGUUACCAAUGUGGUACAUUGGUAAGACCACUUCUGAGUACAUUAUUGAUCUCCUUAAGGAAGGACAUUAAUGCAUUGGUUGCAGUUUGGUGAAAUUCUGAGGGGUCUUUAUAAAGUGAGAAAAUGUAUUGAUAAAUUGUAUUGAUAAAAUAUACAGAAGAUAUCUCGGUUCUGCAAUUUCUCACCAUUUAUAUAAUAUGAUUUUUCAUUCAUCCUUCCAAACGGACAAGUUCACAUCUCUCAUUUUUAAUCAGUGAGCCCUGGUUCUAGAUUCUCCCACAAGAGGAAACUUUCUCUCCAUGUCCACCCAGUCAGAUGCAUUUGUCAGAUCUAUGCCCACUCACUUAUCCUUAUCCCUUUGCAACUGCUUUACAUCCUCUUCGCAAGUUAUUUUCCUAUUUCAUGUCUUUGGCAAAUUUAGCAGCCAUGCCUUCGUCCAAAUCAUUUACAUUAAGUGUAAAAUGUAGAGGCCUGAGUACUAAUUCCUGUGGUACACCACUUGUUACAUCUUGCCAGCUAGAAUGGACCCAGUUGUGCCUAUUCAUUGUUUCCUGUAAGGCAGCCAAUCUUCUAUCCAAGCCAAUAUGUGAGCUUUUACUUUCCACAGUAACCAUUAAUACACCUUCUUAUCGUAUGCCUCCUGCAAAUCUCAUAGUAUCCACUGGUUCCCUUUAUCCAUAGCACAUCUGACUUAGAAGAAUUCCAAUGAAUUGAUCAAACAUGAUUUCUCUUUCACAAAACCACACUGGCUUGCCUUAUUAACUUGAAUUUUCCUAAGUGCCCUACUAUAAUGUCUUUAAUUAAAAACUUCUAAUAUUUCAAUAAUGACAGACGUUAAGUGGCCUGUAGUUUAUGCUUUGUUUUCUUUUUUGAAUAGAGAAGUUAUUUAUUAUUUUCCAAUCUAACGGAAUGAUCUCUGAAUGAAGGGAAUCUUGGAAAAUUAAAACCACUACCAUUUUUAAGAGCUUGGGAUGAAGUCCAUCAGCACCCAGCAGCUUGUCAGGCAACAGCUGUAACAAUUUGCUCUGGAAAACUUCCCGGGUGAUUGAUUGUAAUUUUCCUGAGUUCCUUCCUCUCCUCCAUUUCCCGAUUUUUACAGUUAUUUCUGGAAUGUUACUUGUGUCCUGUUUAGUGCAGACUGAUAGAAAAUACCUGUUUAGUUCAUUUACCAGCUCCUGGUUUUCCAUUAUUAAUUGUCCGGAUUCACGAUUUAUUAGGACCAACACUCACUUUAUUAACUCUUUAUUCUACGCUUAAAUAAUUAUUGCAAUUUUACUAAAUAUGCUCAGGUUACUUUAAUGUCUGGUUAUAGCUCUAUAAUUAAAAAGAAAUACUGCUAUAGUUAAAAUGAUCUGAUGCACUAGAACAGAGCCACAGCAGAUAACCUGCUAUCCACUCUUACAGUUUUAGAAUAAAAUUGCUUCGGAAUCUCUCUUUUAGGACUGAAUACAUCUAAGUGGUUAGAAAAUGACUGAAACAAAUUCUUGCAUAAAUUUAAUAUAAAAUAAAUUUAUAAAUUAGUGAUUGUUUUAGCUGGAAGAUUCUAUAAGUUUAAUGCAGCAAAAGAUAGAGUAAUGAAGUUAAGCCCUAUAGGAACAAUGAGAAAACUAGAGAAGGUAAGGGAAAGGUAAAAUAGGAAAAAGAAUAAAAUCAAUGGUGUAAUCUUAACCUAAUACUGCAGCUGGCUAACAUUGAACAGGGCACCAGUUUACAUUGCACCCAAUUUUGCUGUUGAUUGAUUUCAAUGGCAUAAAACUGAGUGAAGUGUAAUUGCACAAGUUUCCCAUUUGACGGAUUAGUUUAAAAUUGUUCUUCCCCUGAGUACCCAACUCCUCGCAAUGGCAGAUGAGAGAAAUGUAGUUUAAACUCGGUAUACCUGAAUAUCGAGCCAACUGGGCAAUAAUUCGAAGUAUAUUAAAAGAAUAAAAAGAAUUGAGAAAGAAGAAGGAACAGAUUUUAAAAACAAAGUUUUGUUUUUCAGUAAAUGCUCCUGAAUUCUGAUAGUUAAUUUCUAUCACUUUAUUUUCUAAAAUUGUGGCAAAAAAAUUGUUGAAUGAUGUAUUAACUUGAAUAUGUGUCUUUGAACAAUUAACUGAAUUGCAAUUUAGUUCAUCAGUUGUUGUCUCUUGAAUAGCAUUCAUUUCAAGUUGAACUCUGCAACAUUUAAUGAGGGCAAUUUUGGCUGAUCAUGUUUGCCAAACAUUGAUAUUUGUAUAUAUUUAAAUAGAUUGUAAUCUUUAAAGCAUCAAUUUGUUAAUUAUACAUGUAUAUUUUACACUCAGCACCCGCACCUAAAAUGUUUAAAUAAAUAUGUUUAAGUGUACAUUUACUUCUGGACUUGAUAAAGUAUGUUUAUUAAGUUACUGUAUGUGAUUAGUUGUGCAUGAACUUGGAUUUCAUAAUGUGCAAUAGCUUGUUCUAAAUGCUUAGGAAUUUGUAAAAGACAAAAUGUUAUUCUUGAAUUCUGUUUAUUUUUCAAACGGGAAAACCAAGCUACCCCAAGUUGUAUCUAUUAUCUUAAACAUUCUAUUUUCCAUGUAGAAUAAUCUAAAAUCCUUAGUUCAUCACUCAAGUUAAAAAUACUACAUUUAAAUUUUCAUAAAAAAUACAUUGUUUACACAUUUUUUUCUCUCUUUUCCUUUUUAAGGCCCACACCUAGAGGUUCCUACCAUUCUGUUCCGUCAAUUGGAUGGCUUUGUAUUCAUUUUUACUGCCAGUAUGAUCUGCUUGAUAAUAUUCUCUCUUAGUGAAAUAAUUGGAUCCAAAUCUUUUUCUAGUAAAUGAAGGCAUAAUUCUGGCUGACAGUUAAGUGCAAUAAUGUAGUGUACAUUUGUUAGAAGUGUUUCUCUUCAUGUGAUCCAUUAAGUUGUCUGUUCCAGUGCAUCACAGGGAUGAGCUGGGUGGUCAUGGGCAAAUUCUAUGAAAUAUGUUAAUUGAAGAAGACUAGAGGAUUACUAUUAACUUCAUUUCCAUCACAAAAUAAGUUGCCAUUCAUCUCAUUGCUAUUUACAAGCAAGAUGAAACAAUGUAUAUGCAACAGUCACUUAGAUAUUUUGUGCAAUGUGAAAGGCGCUAUGUCAAUGCAAAUUGCUUAUUUCUUCCCCUUGUGCAAUAAAAGAUCUAUUGAAACAGGUGUUCUAAAAAGUAAAAUACAACAGACAGUUGUGAUCUCACUGGAUUUCAAAUCCACAAUUGAUCUACCUCUUACAAGUAAUAAACUACAUUUAUAAUUGCUUCAAUGAUCUCAUAAAAUAACUAAUGUUUUAGUUUAAUGGAUUAAACUAUUUUCUGAUAUUCAAGAGUAACUACACGGAACAGGUAUAAUAUAUACACUGUAUAUAUAAACAAAUUGUACUUUAGGUACUCCCAACAUGUACUCAUAGUAGAAAAAGCAGUUUGCAAAAUUAAUGCUACAGCACCAGUCUAAAAUAAUUAACAUUAGAAUAGCUGUGAAUUUAAUCAUAAAAUUUGAACAACUGUAUUAGUUUAAACUGUCUUGGAGAAUGCAGAGCUGAACAAAACUGCAGAGCUUUGUUACAACAUAUUGGUUAUGUUGAUGUAACACAAUGGUUAAAUGGUGGAAAGUUCAUUUUUUGGCUUAAUUAUAAAUAAAUGCUACUGUACUUAUGAAGUCUUCAAAUUAGAUAAGAUUUUUUUCAGAGCAUCAAGCUUGUUUUUGACAUUAAAUUUGAGAUUGUGUGAUUGGUUCAUUCAAGUAGGAAAAUAUGGUUAUACAGUAUAUGUAUGCUGCUGACUCCAGUGUACAUCUUUUCACCAAUUAAUGCAGGAUUCCAGGAGGACGGAGCUCUACCAUCUUGCCCGAUGAACAGCACACU
Messenger RNA from Pristis pectinata (smalltooth sawfish), 6798 nucleotides. RefSeq names its product ELMO/CED-12 domain containing 1 (gene elmod1). The transcript has 11 exons. Bases 88 to 1074 code for a protein of 328 amino acids. NCBI's taxonomy places the organism in Eukaryota, Metazoa, Chordata, Chondrichthyes, Rhinopristiformes, Pristidae. The record is from RefSeq and is a predicted model, not a curated record. Gene Ontology annotation, molecular function: GTPase activator activity.